Cuscuta europaea is the source of this 939-nucleotide messenger RNA. NCBI's taxonomy places the organism in Eukaryota, Viridiplantae, Streptophyta, Magnoliopsida, Solanales, Convolvulaceae. The record is from the annotation of a GenBank genome assembly.
CCAAUCUUACUCCCCGUUUGAGAAUUCUCCUCUUUGUUGACCACCCCUAAAAAUCCUAAAAUCAGGAGUCCUUUGCUUUGUUUGACUAUUGCUAGCACCUGGAACCCAGUUGGGAAGAGAACGCGUAAUUGAGCUUGUUACUCUUGAAUAGAAGAAGGGAGGGAGAUGUCACUGGUCGAUUAUGCAUCGUCUGAUUCGGAUGAAGAAGAAACGGAGCUUCAGGAACCAUCUCAGGGCCAAAUUCUGCAAAAGCAAGUGAAAGCAGACAUCUCACAUGCUAUGGUUGCUCCAAUAGAGGACUCACCCCUUCAUCGUAUCCAGAAAAGCAGAAGUGAAGAGUCACCUUCAAAUAAGCAAAUAUUGGAGUCCACCCAUGCAUCUGAACCAUCCGAAUUAAAGCUUCCAGAUGCCUCAUUCCUCUUGAGUUCGCCUUCAUUGCCAACACAUCUAGGAGAUUCAUCUGAUCAUUCUUUCCGAGUGGCAGCGGCAAUGGUUGAAAACGCAACAAGGAAGAGAGACUUAAAUGGACCAGAAUCAAGCAGUUAUCCACGCAGUAAAGUUCCAAAAGGUCCAUUGCCACAUACAAAGAGUUUUCUUGACACUGGAGGUGGUCUUCUACUUCCACCUCAACUUACUGGGAGGAGCAAUGUUGUAACGGAAGACAUAAGCAAGCUAUUUGUCAGAAAGCAAGACAACACUGCAUCUUAGUUGAUGCAUGCAAUUUACUAAUAGCCCUUUGUCAGUUUAUGAAACAGAUCGAUGGUUCCUGACAUCCUGGUGUAGUGUUUAUAAUAUAUAUUAUUAUCAUCCUACAACUUGUAGGUAAAAUUGUUAUCAUCCAUCUGUUUGUGUUUAUGAAAUACAAUAGUCCAACUGCUUUUGCAUUAUCAAAAUCCCCUGUGCAUAAUUUUUUUCUACCAAUGUAGUAGCUAUUUUACA